Molecule: messenger RNA, 1005 nt
Organism: Cuscuta epithymum
Lineage: Eukaryota; Viridiplantae; Streptophyta; Magnoliopsida; Solanales; Convolvulaceae
Source: the annotation of a GenBank genome assembly
UAAAACUUCUCUUCUCUAAUCUCUUUGGCUAUCUUCUUCUACUCUACUACUUGUGAUCAUUAUUGUAACUCGAUUGACUCCUUUCUAUUUUUGAAAGUUAAAUCACGUAAUCGGUAUUAUUGGUAUCAAAGACUCAAGAUUCUGCAACAUUUCAAUCUUGAAAAUCACCUGCAAGAAACCUGGCACUUGCAAAGAAACAAGUCACGAUGCUUCAUUUGAAGGAUAUCAUGGAAGAUCGAGUGAGCUCAUUAGAGCAAAAGUUGGAGGAGCAAUCAUUAGUCUUGGGAGAAAAUCUACAGAUGAUGAAAGAUAAGAAGAAGCAGAACCCUAAAUCACCUGAAGGAUUCAUCCGCCAUGAAAAUGCAGAUGAAGAAUCAGAAAAUCUUUAUCGAGAAGAUAAUUCUAAGCACGGUAAUACAUCUCAUUCCAGAACUUUUGGUUUUUCUCCCAAACUGGAAUUUCCGUCAUUUGAUGGUAAUAAUCCUAAAGUGUGGAUGAAGAAAUGUUUAAAAUUCUUCAAUUUGUGUAAGAUUUCCUAUGAACAGAGAGUUGAUAUUGCAAGCAUGUACUUGGUUGGAAAAGCUGAAUCAUGGUUUCAUAUUUACAUCGUGGGAAAGACUCAGGUAGUAUGGGAAGAAUUUAUUAUUGACCUAUGUGCUAGCAUAAACCGAGGGAGAAUUGAAAAGUGCUAAUAAGUAUAGAUUGAGUAGAAAAAUUGGCAUGUGCGCACAAUCGCGAUCCCCUUUCACAAGUUGGAAGGAAGAUACUAUUUAUAGUGUAAAAGGAAAUACUUGGACAACAAGUACAACAGAUCGAUCUCUGCAUCGCUUGGAAUUCCAUCAAAAAACUUUAAUUGCUAAUGUAAUUUGUUCCUCUUUCCAGUUUGAUGUAUUUCUUGUACUCUAAAUCUAUUGUUCUUUCAAAUUAAUUUAAUAAAUUUGGGAGGUGUUCCCCGCCCCCCACCUAGUGCGGUUCAACCGAAAAAAAAGAUGACAUGUGUAAAGU